CUCAGAACCAGACACGACCAAAUAAUAUAAGCUACAGCAACUAAAAUUGGGUAUAGACUAAUCCAGAUCCACAUGUCUCACUUGAGAUUCAGUCGAAUAAGACUAAGCUACUUUCUUGCUGGCAUAGGACUGUAUGACUGUAUGAAAGCUAGUAGUGUUUAUUGUGCUAUAAGGGCAUGCUGAAUCAGGUAACAACACAUCCUUUAUGUGAGUGUUGAGGAGAGGCGGAGAAACCACUGGGGCGGGCUGGGCUCGCAGGAUCCUCUUCCUGUGUGAGUACACACACGCUCUUUAUUCACCGCACUUUUUACACUCGUGCUUACGGUCCACCGAGAAUCAUCCACUGGAAUAAGGAGAAAUGGUUGAAUGAAAGAAGUGCUACCCCCUCCGCCCGCUAAACGUGGGCUAGGAGAGGACGGACAGAGUAUCCAUUCUACCAAGCUCCAGUUCACCACUAGACAGUCUUCAGAGGACCAGAGAUCCAUAAAGGACAAACCGGCCUUCCAUCGACGACCAAUCUACCGAAGCGCAGCUCAGAAAGGUGACUCAUGGAUGAAGUACACAUCUAGAAAGAACUGCCAGUGAACAUAGUUGUGAAUUCACCUUCUUCUAGAGAAUGUGGUUUCCCCUCUCUGCAGUUUACUCAAUUUCCGACCAUGACAAAAAAUGUGUCAUUAUCUCUAAACAUGAGACCAGUGGAACAUAGGACAAGUCAAAGAGAGACAGACAUUCUCUCGGGGGUCUGUAAUGGAACCUCAGCAUCAGGCAGGAAGGAAAGAACAAGGUGAACAGAGAAAGUACUGGGACCACGUGUGAUGUGACUCACUGAUGAAUAGCGUCUGCUACCAAUGACUGGAUCAGAAAUAGAAAGGUUCUGGACCUCGUUGAGCCUUCCUGGGCCUCAUCCAGGGGAGAAGGCGGCGUGGCCAAUGGGCCUCAACCUUGACCACAGACAUACGGAUGAAGAACCCAGACAUUGGUGUAAGCAAUGUACAAUGAGUUAAAUAAUGAGCCAAGUUAUCAUUCAGGCUGAUCUUCUCUGGUUAGUCAGACAUUAAUAACAAUCACACAGACAAUUCCAUUCUAGUGGACGGUGAGACUGUAUUCACUGCUGGAGGGUAAGGUGUGUCCAGUUGUGUGUGUUUCCCUGGAUCCUCUGGGUGAUAGCGGGAUGCUGCGGAGGGGUCUGCUGGCCUGGGUGUCCCGUGUGGGCGUUCUGCUGGUCCUAGUGUGCUGCUCUCUGUCCCUCCUCUACGUCAUGACCUGCAGCCCCCACUCCGAGGACAACCUGGUGAGCCACGCCCUGCCACGCCCCGGGAUGGGGAUCGGGGUAGGAGGGGCAGCAGGGGGCACGAGGGCGGCUCAGAGCGGACCCACUGGGCGGAAUGGAUACCAAGCCAUGCUUGCAGAGCGCGAGGAGCAACACAAGCUCCACAUCACUAGUUUAAAGAAACAGAUCGCCCAGCUGAAGGAGGCGCUACAGGAGCGCAGCGAGCAGCUGAAAGGAGUUCAAGACUCCAUGGAGCGGGGGACAGGGGGAGGCCGGGGUGGCCAGUCCCCAGGAGGAGGUAUCCUCGGGGAGGGAGGACAAGGGCCAGGGGCCGACAGGAGCCACGCUGACCUUCAGGAGUUCCUCCACAGUCAGCUGGGCCGGGCGGAGGUCCACCAGGGGACUAGACUACCCAGUGAGUACGCCAUGGUGCCCUUCGAGAGCUUCACCCUGCAGAGGGUGUACCAGCUGGAGAUGGGCCUGACAAGGCACCCUGAGGAGAAGCCUGUGAGGAAGGACCGGAGGGAUGAGCUGAGUGAAGCACUAGAGACAGCCCUGCAGAGUCUCAACACCCCCCGCAACGGAGCAGACAAGGGCCACACCACCAAGGUCUACUCAGCAUCAGAUUUCAUAGAAGGUAUCACUCGGACGGAGAAGGACAAAGGCACUGUGUAUGAGCUCACCUUCAAAGGUGACCAGAGCCGUGAGUUCAGGAAGCUGGUUCUGUUCCGUCCCUUUGGGCCGCUGAUGAAGGUGAAGAACGAGAGGGUGGACACGGCUAAUGUCCGCAUCAAUAUCAUAGUGCCCCUCUCCCAACGAGCCGACAAGUUCAGACACUUUAUGCACAACUUCAGAGAGGUGUGUGUGCGGCAGGACGGGCGUGUCCACCUAACUGUGGUGUACUUUGGGAAGGACCAAAUGAAUGAAGUCAGGAGCACGCUGGAGAAUACAUCUAGGGAAAUCAACUUUAAGAACUUCACUCUGCUCCAGCUGAAUGAGGAGUUCUCCCGGGGGCGUGGCCUGGAUGUGGGCGCCAGGGCGUGGAAAGGAGGGAACGUUCUCCUUUUCUUCUGUGAUGUCGACAUCUACUUCACCGCUGACUUCCUCAACACCUGCCGACUCAACACUCAACCUGGUGAGGGAGGUAAAAAGGUGUUCUAUCCCGUUCUGUUCAGCCAGUACAAUCCAACCCUGAUUUACGGUAACCACGACCACAUCCCUCCAGUGGAGCAGCAACUGGUCAUUAAAAAGGAUACAGGAUUCUGGAGAGACUUUGGCUUCGGAAUGACUUGCCAAUACCGAUCAGAUUUCAUCAACAUAGGUGGUUUCGAUGUGGACAUCAAAGGCUGGGGCGGCGAGGACGUGCACCUUUACAGGAAGUACCUUCACAGCAACCUGCUGGUGGUGCGGUCCCCGUCUAGGGGCCUCUUCCACCUGUGGCACGAGAAGCGCUGCGCGGACGAGCUACCCCCGGAACAGUACAGGAUGUGCAUGCAGUCCAAGGCCAUGAACGAGGCCUCGCACGGCCAGCUGGGCAUGCUCUUCUUCCGACACGAGAUCGAGGCACACCUACACAAGCAGAAACCCCAGAGGCCAAACCCUGUCAAGAAGACAUGAUGAAAACAUGAUGAAGACAUGAUGAGGGAGUCACACAGGACUCUAGACUACAGGAGGAGGGCAUGACAGUAUGGCAGUCAGAGACAGUGAAGGGGAAACAACAACAGAACAGAGAUCUAUUGUUGUGAACUGAUGACAACAAUACUGACUCACUACGGAGGAAAAACCCUCCAUUUUAUCCUCCAAUGGCAAAACGGACAUAUAAAACACACGUAAGGCACCUGUCAUAUCUUGAAGAAGUGAGAGCACUGUAAAACAGUGAGAGUCAAAAGGAGCAGCAGAAAGACUUGACUGCUCCGCUGUAUUUUGUUUAAAAUCAUGUGCCUUGUGUUGACUGACUGACAGCUGGUUUUGAGAAUCAUGAUGUGGCAUCUGCUGGUAUUUCUUGAAGGCUAGAUAAAGACUAGAACUAUAUUUUCCUGUAGCCUAUUAGAGACACCUUGUGGACUGGAAGAGAACAGCAUGACUGUGAAUGGAAUGAGGAUACUCUAAAUCUUAAGUCAUGUCAGCUGGUUUACGUGACUCUCCUCAGAACUGAUGAUCAAUCAAUACAUUAAAACAGGCAUUACUGAGGGUUGUGUAGAGAGACAAUGACAACAAUGGAGGGACAUGGAAGCUUUUAGAUAUUCAUUAUUUCUCAAGCUCCACAGAAUCAUUAUACAGAUGUAGUAACCUAAUUUGAUCACUCCUUUGUUGCUGAUCAUUUUCCUGCACUGCAGCAAAUGCAUAUGAGCUUUGUGAGUUACAUAAAUUCACAGAAAACCCCAACUCUAGCCCUGUUUACACCCGGUGCUAACAUGGGUCCUUUGUGCACAAUCAGAAUGUGGACAAAAUCAGGACAAAUUACGCAAGUUAGAACCAGGUAUAAACGAGGUUAAUACACGGUUAUAUUAACAGUAUUGCACUUUUUAUGUAGCCUACUUUUGGCCAGUUGAUAGCCAAACCACCGAUCAAGCAACAUUAUGGACUGAACGUUGCUGCAGGAUUAUUUUGCUGUGACAAAACAGGUCAAAUUAAGAUCCUACAUCUAUAGUGUACUGCUUUUUCAUUUAACUAAUCCUACAAGUGCUUUUAUGUGCUUUUUUUUUCAUCAAGAAACAAAACAGUGUAGUUUGAAGGGUGUCGUUUGAAGGGUCAAAAUAAAUAUCUAGAAUUUUUGGGGGCGGUAUUAUUAUGGUGUGCUGUUUGAGCAGGAAGCUAUGAGGGAUUUUCUGAGAGAAAAUAUGGAUACAGCGUCCAACAUAUUUCAAUGUUGUGACAUUAAGAGAUAAAACAAAGACUAUCUACAAUAGUCAAAUUAUUUUGUGUAUGGUCUAACUGUGCAAAUAAUAUAUUAUAAUAGAUAGAACACACUUCGAUUCCAUAAUUAAGUUAUAAACACAGUGUUAAAAUGGUAGAAUGGUCUUCACCCUUUAUCAGAACAUUUAGUGUUAGAAAAAAUGAAAAGCCUUGCUCCAAAAAUUAUUAUAUAUUAUUUAACAAUGUUGUUAUCUGUAUUGAUAAUAUGCCUACUCUUCCUUAGACGCUUAAAUGACGAUGGCUUGACACAAGUUUAGAGGUAGUAGAAUGCUUCCAUGUCUAUAGAGCAGUAUAAGCUAAGUAUGGGCCAGUAUAGACAGUCCAUCCACAGAGCAAUAUAGGCCAGGGGAUGGGAAGGUUAAGAAAAGGCCAGUAUGAAAGUGUAAAUUAAUUAGAAAUGUAAAGUUAGUGGCGAGGUGCCUCUGAUAUUUGAAAGUGACACAUUGUUUUUAUGUUAUCCAGAUGGAUUUCUACUGAGAGUUUUUCUUAGAGAUGUAGCCUAUCGAUGGCUAAGCGCAGUAUUAUAGAUGAACACAUUUUCACAGGCUUGACAUUCACAGCGAGUGACAAUGACUUUAUGACAUUUCACUUAUUUGUCUUAAAUGUCAGCUCUCAACAUUUUGUGUUAACUGUAUAUUAAGGUGUUUGAUUACAUUCCUCAUGAGUAUUUCAAUCCCAUGACGGUAGUGGACUGUUUCACAUGGAAUCAUUUAUAUUAACCUACAUUUGUGUUGGACCACCAAAACCUGUAAACAGAGUAAAGAAGACACACUUUUUAAUGAAUGUUUAUUUUUGAAAUGUGUUUUAUUGUUUCAUGAAAGGAUACUUCUUUCUGUUAAUAAUAAAUAGAACUGUCCUGAUGAUGUUCUUGAUUGAUUCUCAAUGCAUACCUUUUUUUCCUUCAAAUUAUUCUUUCAAGUUUUGUCUUCAGUUGAAAUGCACUUUUAUUCAUUUUGAGACCAUUGUAAUAGUUUAAAAUGAAGAAAAUAAGUUAUUUUCUGGUAUGAUGCUUCUUCCCAGAUGUUAUUUGACUCUUGCAAAAAACUGCAGUAGUCUGGAAUCUACUUUAUUCUACUCUGUCACGUUCUGACCAUAGUUCCUUUUGUAUGUCUUUAUUUUGGUUUGGUCAGGGCGUGAGUUGGGGUGGACAUUCUAUGUUGUUUUUCUAUGUUUUCCAUUUCUGUGUUUGGCCUGGUAUGGUUCUCAAUCAGAGGCAGCUGUCGAUCGUUGUCUCUGAUUGAGAAUCAUACUUCGGUAGCCUGUUUUCCCCAUUUUGGUUGUGGGUGAUUGUUUUCUGUUUUGUGCGUAUUCCUUACAGAACUGUUUCGUUUUUUGUUCUCGCUCUUUAUUAUUUUUGUCAUUUCAGUGUUCAGUUUAUUUUGUUUAUUAAAAUGAACACUUACCACGCUG
Molecule: messenger RNA, 5596 nt
Organism: Salvelinus fontinalis (brook trout)
Lineage: Eukaryota; Metazoa; Chordata; Actinopteri; Salmoniformes; Salmonidae
Product: chondroitin sulfate N-acetylgalactosaminyltransferase 1-like
Exons: 9
Coding region: 1172-2887 (571 amino acids)
Cellular component (GO): Golgi cisterna membrane
Molecular function (GO): glucuronosyl-N-acetylgalactosaminyl-proteoglycan 4-beta-N-acetylgalactosaminyltransferase activity
Source: RefSeq, a predicted model, not a curated record